AUGUUCUGCGUGGCGGCGCGCAGGCGCGCGUUCAGCAUCUUGCGGCGCUCGUCGUCGCUGGCGCGCGCCGGCUCCUCGCCGGGGGCGGGCGGCGGCGGCAGCGGAGGCAGCGGCACCAGCGCCAGCGACGCCGUCACCGACGCCGCCCCCGACAGCGGCGUCGACGGCGGCUGCUGCUGCUGCUGUGGCGCCGACGGCGACGCCGGGGUGGAGGGCGGCGCGGGAGGGGCCGGGGCCACUUGCAGCGCCGGGGGCGGCAGCGAGGUGGCGCGCUGCGAGCGGCGAACGCAGGACGCGACGCGGCGGCGCGUGGGCGGGCGGGACGUCUUCGACUCCGUCGCCUUCGCCUCCGACGCCUGCUUCACCUUCGCCGUUUGCAACAGGCGGCAUUAUUACACUGAACAACCCAAACAAACUGGCACAGCCAUGCGUGUUAAAAUAAAGAGAUCUAGAACCAAUAAGAAUACGGCGCUCCGGUCGGAAACGACUAUUUGUGGCAGAACCGAAAUUGAAGAGAUUGUUGAAGAAGAUGAUUAUGAGUUUGUGGUUUUGUGGUUUCAACAGGAUAGUGCUACUACACAUACAGCUCGAAAAGGACUUCAUGCUUUGAGAGAAAUGUUUCCGGGGCGUCUAGUCUCUUUGAGGGUGGUACGAAUCACGGGAUUCCUUCAUGAGCAAGUCGUGUCGCCGCAAGUCAGUCGUGGUGUGAAGGUUACCUGCUUGCGCACCGCGCCCAGGCGCCUGGUGGCGGCCUGCAGGUCGGCGCGGCGGCACAGCGGUGCGUGCCUGGGCAGGCGCGUGGGGGCGUGCGCGAGCGUGGACGAGGUGGUGGGCGAGGGCGUGCCCUCCACGGCCACGAUGGAGCCCUCAGAGCCCUCCCCGGCCGACCAGUCCUCCGAGGACACCUCCGACGCCUCGGAGCGGCGCGCCAGCAGCAGGUCGCGCGGCGUCAGCACCAUCGUCGAUUGAUGCCAACGAUAUGCGAACGACUAACCACCAAGCAUGUAAGCAAGAUCUCUGUCACAGAGCGCUGCUAAUUCAAGAAUAGAAGUGAAAAUUGAUUUUCUAUUAACUAUGCUAUAUAGUUAAUAGAAUAUAUGAAUAUUUUAUCAAUACGUUAAUGAAGAAGAUAAAAUAUUUUUGAUUAAGCAACCAAAAUGUAUUCCGCUUCUAUAAAAAAAGUAGUGAA
Gryllus bimaculatus (two-spotted cricket) is the source of this 1189-nucleotide messenger RNA. The record is from the annotation of a GenBank genome assembly. NCBI's taxonomy places the organism in Eukaryota, Metazoa, Arthropoda, Insecta, Orthoptera, Gryllidae.